AUGUAUCGAGUUGGCGUUGAUGUCGGCGGUACUAAUACCGAUGCAGCCAUCCUAGAUAUCAGGGCAUCCGAAACACCCUCUCGUGGUGUUUUGGCAUCAAGCAAAUCUCCUACCACGCCGGAUGUCACCAGCGGUAUUAAAACUGUGAUAGAGAACGUUCUCCAGCAAUCUGCGGUUAACACCAAGGAUAUUCUUAGCGUUGCUAUCGGUACUACCCAUUUCGUCAAUGCUGUGGUUGAGGCCGACGCACGAAGACUCAGCAAGGUUGCUGUAGUCAGACUGUGCGGACCAUUUACUCGUCAGAUACCUCCAUUUACCGAUUUCCCUCCGGCCCUGACUAGGAUUAUGCGCGGGCCUAUUUUCUAUUUGGAUGGUGGCCUAGAAGUUGAUGGCCGCCAAAUUAAACCCCUUGACUCCGAGCAGAUCAAAGCGACGGUGGCCAGCAUCCGCGAAGCUGGUAUUAGCAUGGUGGCGAUUAUCGGGGUGUUCUCUCCGCUAGAUCAUGACGGCGUUAAUGAAGAGACAUGCCGGAAGAUGAUGCUUGAGCUUGAUCCUUCACUUUCUAUUGUCUGCUCACAUUCCAUUGGUGGUGUCGGUUUCCUCGAAAGAGAGAAUGCCACCAUACUCAAUGCUUCCAUUCUUAAGCUGGCUAGAAGGACAGUCCGUGCGUUCUGUAAGGCUAUGUCUGAUCUUCACCUCUCGUGUCAGUUGUAUCUUACACAAAAUGAUGGUACUUUAACGGACGCCGCGGCUGCGUCUGAAUUCCCUAUCAAGACGUUUGCAAGUGGUCCGACAAAUAGUAUGACCGGUGCAGCCUUUUUGGCUGGACUGGACAGGCAGGGCGCUAAGUCUUCUUCCGAACGUCAAAUUCUCGUUAUUGAUGUCGGAGGCACUACCUCUGACGUUUGUGCAUUGCUCCCUUCCGGCUUCCCUCGUCAAGCGUCAAAUUUUGUCGACGUGGGAGGCGUAAGAACCGCGUUUUCCAUGCCAGAAGUGCUGUCCGUGGGUCUCGGUGGAGGUAGCAUCGUCCGCCGUCAUGAGGCCACGGGCCGUGUUAGCGUUGGGCCGGAUUCAGUGGGACACUAUCUCACCGAGAAGGCGUUGGUCUUCGGAGGCGAUGUCAUGACAGCAACCGAUAUCGUGGUGGCAACGGGAUCACAGAGCAUCGGCGACGCCUCCAAGGUAGCGUCAAUCCCACUGGAUGUUGUCAGUGAGGCUCGUAAGUGCAUCCGAAAGAUCCUGGAACGCGCAGUUGAAGGCAUGAAGGUCUCUGCACUUCCGGUCACCGCUCUCCUUGUCGGCGGCGGCUCAAUCGUUUACAUGGACUCCCUUGAAGGAGUUGAGGAGUGCAUCAUACCCCCUCACCAUGACUCUGCAAACGCAGUUGGUGCCGCCAUUGCCAAGGUUGCGGGUACCAUUGAUGUGAUUGAAAUUCUUGCUGAGCGAAGUGAAAAGGAAGUGCUUAAGAAGGCCGAGGAGAGUGCGGUAGAAGUGGCUAUUGCUCGUGGCGCUGAUCGAAAAGAUGUUAGAAUUGCUGAAGUUGAAAAACUGCCCCUUCAGUAUGUCUCAAACAAGGCCACCAGAAUCUUAGUCAAGGCCGUUGGAAAGCUCAGAGUGCCUGAAGAAGGAGAAGUGUCCAAUGUCGAGCUGAACGUGUUUGCAAAUGAAGAACACGGGGUUGAUGAUGAAGCACCUAAGGCUGCAGCCGCUGAAGAUGCUGCUGUCUCUGCCGUCAAGCACUCCAUUCAUAUCGACAUCCCAUCCUACAAACCUGAUGUGCGGAAUGGUAUUUGGUAUCCCAGUCCCGUUGACCUUGAGUUUAUCGCAUCGGGAACAGGAGUUCUGGGUACUGGUGGCGGCGGCCCUUCUUAUCUGCAGUACCUCGUUUCUCUUGAAAUGCUGAAGGAUAACCCGCCAGGAAAAAUGCGUGUUGCCUCUCUCGAUAGCAUAAAAAAUUCUGACGUCUGCGUUUUCGGGUCUUGGUACGGAGCUCCAAGCGUGUCUGGAGAACGCAUUCCUGCAGGGUACGAGCUGUACAAAGCCGUUGAAGUGUCGGUAAAGGUGUCAGGCCACACUCAUUUUGAGGCUAUCAUCGCUGACGAGAUUGGCGGUGGUAACGGUAUGACAACCUUCCCGACUGGUGUGCAUUAUGACAUCCCAGUUCUUGAUGGUGAUCUAAUGGGACGCGCAUAUCCGACGAUGGAACAUGGAACUCCUUAUGUGUAUGGGAACCCAAUCUCUCCAUGCAUAUUGGCCGACGCACAAAACAAUGUCUCCGUUGUUAUGAGUGCCACAAACAAUGCUAAGAUUGAAACUAUGCUGCGAGCUAUCUGUAUUGAUCUGGGACUCAACACUGCUGUCUCUGCCACUCCACUGACUGGAGACGUGGUGAAGAAAUACGCAGUUCCCAACACUGUCUCCCAAGCCUGGUAUUUGGGUAGAGCAAUUCACAUGGCUCGCCGCUGCAAAACUGAUGUGAUUAAGGCGAUUUUUGACACAACACCCGGCAAACUCCUUUAUACCGGAAAGAUUAUUGAUGUCCAGCGAGGCAUCAGCCGUGGCUACACGAUGGGCCAUUGCGUCCUAGCACCACUUUCAAAAGACGAAAUGGAUCAGGAUGUCUCGGAUUCAUCGUUGUCCACCACUGAACGCCAGCUCAUCCUGCCCUUCCAAAACGAAUUCCUUUACGCCGCAUAUGUGAACGACGAAGAGAACCCGGAAGACCCGACUAAACAAGAUGUCAUCUGCACAGUUCCCGAUUUGAUUUCUAUUUUAGGUCAAGAUGGAGAAGCAAUUGGUUCGCAAGAUUUGCGCUAUGGGCUCAAGGUUCGUGUGAUUGCUAUGCCAGCACAUCCGUUAUGGACUAGCGAUGAGCGUGGUCUACGUGUUGGGGGUCCAAAAGGCUUUGGAUUGGAUAUGGAAUGGAAGAGUAUCGGGAAGUAUGAAGAACCACGAAGCGUGAUUAAUGAUUACAAUGUUACCGUUUAAGUAUUUUAUUUUAGAACUGUAUAUAGUUUAUAUAGAAUGCAUAUGAUGAUUGCAUUGAG
Molecule: messenger RNA, 3047 nt
Organism: Coccidioides posadasii C735 delta SOWgp
Lineage: Eukaryota; Fungi; Ascomycota; Eurotiomycetes; Onygenales; Onygenaceae
Biological process (GO): glutathione metabolic process
Cellular component (GO): cytosol
Molecular function (GO): 5-oxoprolinase (ATP-hydrolyzing) activity
Source: RefSeq, a predicted model, not a curated record